This is a messenger RNA of Fulvia fulva, 1149 nucleotides long. RefSeq lists its product as uncharacterized. Bases 1 to 1149 code for a protein of 382 amino acids. The transcript has a single exon. The record is from RefSeq and is a predicted model, not a curated record. Lineage: Eukaryota; Fungi; Ascomycota; Dothideomycetes; Mycosphaerellales; Mycosphaerellaceae.
AUGGCCCUCCAACUCCAGCAAGAUGAGGUGCCGAGAAUCAGCACCAAGCAUCCGGCGCUUGAUGACUUCUGCGCACAGUUACAACGAGACGCAGCGGCGAAGAAGCAGAAGACAGUCGAGCGCGAGAAGCAACGCGAGGAUGCUCGGAAGUGCAGGAACCUACGGGGCGACAAGGAGGACGCGCAGAAGAUGCCACAAGAAGUACUCGACCUCAUCGUGACUUGGGCCAUGCCGAAAGCCAUCAUCGUCGCGAUUCGACACGAUACGAACAUUCAGCCGACCAUCGUCAAUUGGGAUUAUUUCAAACUGACCCUGCAGCUCAUGCGUGUGAGUCGCGGAACCAUGGAGGAUGGCUUGAAGCACGUGGCAAAGAACAUUGUCUUGCGCAUCGACGUGACAAAGUCUCUGUCGCAGACCAGAUACGAGCACGACGAGCGAGCCUUUCUACCAGCCCACGUGCAAUCAUUGGGUCGAGCUCAUCAGACUUCCAAGGCAAGCUUCAGCCUCCUGAAGCACAUCACCACUCUACAAGUCCAAGACAUGAGACUUCUCGAUCUCAACUACACAGACGACCAGAAGAUCUGGGAGGACAAAGCGCCUAAGGGCUCGUCAGACUUCCACAAUCGCUAUCUUCUUCGCUACACCAACUCAUACGCUACUCCGCAGACGAACGGCGGCACGUUCAAACACAUCUCCUUCAAGGUCGAGAAAUUUUCUCUUUCCAUGGAACCUCAACCGGCCCAUCCGAACGCCCUACCAAUCAUGCACCUCGUUGCAGGGGCAUUCGGAGUCCCCAGGAAGCUCUCUGCACUCACGAUAGCGACGCUUCGGGCGCACGCGGUUGUGAGGGCCAACAACACGGCCAACUUUCAUUGGUAUUUGCGGAACCCCAUGCGCGGCGCAAUCGGCCAUGAAUACGACGACAUCACCGCAUACGCACUAAGAGCUUCGGCUGUUCCUGCUGUCUGGGACCAGAGUAAGGUGGAAAGUCUUCCUGGCGUUCCCAACUUUUGCGUCGUGCUUUGGGGUCUGCGCAAGACGGCAGCUCUUUACGAGAAGUACAAGGAGACUGGGGAGUGGGAGAUUUACGAGCCUGAGGUCACAGAGGAGGUAGAAUCUUCGGGCGAGGACGAGGCGCAGGACAAUUAG